Suricata suricatta (meerkat) is the source of this 1761-nucleotide messenger RNA. RefSeq names its product multiciliate differentiation and DNA synthesis associated cell cycle protein (gene MCIDAS). Gene Ontology annotation, cellular component: nucleus. The record is from RefSeq and is a predicted model, not a curated record. NCBI's taxonomy places the organism in Eukaryota, Metazoa, Chordata, Mammalia, Carnivora, Herpestidae. The transcript is spliced from 7 exons. Gene Ontology annotation, biological process: negative regulation of DNA replication; negative regulation of cell cycle. The coding region runs from base 221 to 1375 and encodes 384 amino acids.
CUGGCGCUCAGGCGCGAGCCGCCCCUCCCGCUCGGCAGUCUUCCCUCUCCCCUCGGCCCUCCCUCCGCACCUCUACAGCCACCCCGUGCCUCCUCCCGGCCACGCGCCUUCCCCUGCUGGCGCCAGGCGGAGCGCUGAGUGUGGGUCGCCAACCCAGCCCUGUAGCCUCCUCCGAAUAACCGACACCUGGCUCCUGGGCCUAAGUGGCCGGUGAGGCAGGAUGCAGUCGUGUCGGGGAGCCGCGGCCGGACGCCGAGCCUUCGACAGCAUCUGCCCCAACAGGAUGCUGGAGCUGCGGGGCCGGCCUUUCAGCAAGCCCGGGAAGCAGGACAAGAAGUUCGCCCCUCCGCGGAAGUUCUUUCCUGGUUGCAGCGGCGGCAGUCCAGUGUCGGUCUACGAAGAUCGGCGGGACGCGGAGCCCUCUGCGCUGCCAGCGCUCACCACCAUAGACCUGCAGGACCUCGCCGACUGCUCCUCGCUACUCGGGUCCGACGCGCCGCCUAGUGGUGACUUGGCCACACUGCAGAACCAUCCCCUCCAAACUGCAGCGGACUUUGAUCUGCAGGAUUUCAGAGACACAGUGGAUGAUCUCAUUUCAGACUCAUCCUCUUUGAUGUCGCCUCCUCUGACCGGCGGAGACUUUCCCUUCUCUCCUGGCGACGUAUUGCCAUUUGGGCCCUGUCUCUCUCCGCCGCUGGACCCAAGGGCACUGCAGCCACCGCCGCUGCCCCCUCCAGACGUGCCCCGGCCGGAGCAGUACUGGAAGGAAGUGGCCGACCAGAACCAGAGGGCACUGGGGGACGCGCUCGUUGAGAAUAACCAACUGCACGUGACACUGACCCAGAAACAGGAGGAGAUCGCCUCGCUCAAAGAGCGGAACGUGCAGCUAAAGGAACUUGCCAGCCGGACCCGGCACCUGGCCUCGGUGCUGGAUAAGCUGAUGAUCACGCAGUCCCGGGAUUGCGGGUCCACAGCCGAACCCCUGCUGCUCAAGGCGACAGCCAAGAGGAGCCUGGAGGAGUUGUUCAGUGCUGCGGGGCAGGAUUGCGCGGAAGUGGACGCCAUCCUGAGGGAGAUUUCCGAACGCUGCGAUGAAGCGCUGCGGAGCCGCGACCCCAAGCGGCUCCGGCUACAGCCAGAGCCCGCGAGCAGGGCUGACAUGACGGGGAACCUGCACGGCACCUUCCGGGGGCUGAGCACGGACUGCAGCCGCAGCGCGCUAAACCUGAGCCACAGUGAGUUAGAAGAGGACGGCUCCUUCAGCACCCCCAUCCGCAGCCACAGCACCAUCCGCACCCUCGCUUUCCCCCAGGGCAACGCCUUCACGAUUCGGACCGCCAGCGGGGGAUACAAAUUCCGCUGGGUCCCCAGUUGAGCGGGAAUGUGCUUCCCCCAAACACUGCGCUGUGUGUCCGGCCUGAAGCGCCUGGAGGCUGAUUGGGAGUAGCUGGAACUGUUCCGGGAACCUGGCUUCUCCGAACUCCCCCUGCUGGGGGGAUGCCACCCUGAAACUUUUUAUUUUUCCAGGAACAAAAUCGUCUCAAUAAUGAUGUAUUGCAAAGUCCCGGUAUAAAACACUAUAUUCCCUCCCCUUCCACAGUGUGUGCUGUAUGUGUGCGUGUACACACACAUAUAAAUCUCAAUUUUAAAAGUAUUUAUUUUUAGUAGCUUUGAAUUAUGUGCUUUCAGAGAUGCAAAGGGCUUAGAAAUCGCUUAGCUAUUUUAUAAUUGUAUUGUGCCCUGGUUUUAUAAGAAGGGAAA